GUCAACAUACUCUAAGGAAAACUUACACAACACAGCGUCGAAUCAAAUGUUUCACCUCUGGGAUGAGCUCCCUCUAGAGCUGAAGUUGCGAGUCCUCGAAGAACGUCUCCUCCUCAGCCGUCCACUCCAUCCCAGUACUGUCGAGAACCAUGUUAAGCGUGCUCUCCUUCCUCUGGUCUUAAGCAACAAAGAAAUCAGGCUUCUCGCCACCGAGGCCUUCUACUCGAAAAACUCGUUCGUUGCAAGAAGAUUUCGAAGACGUGAAUACGAUGAAUUUCCAGAUAUCAGUCCUUUCUGCUACCCGAAUGCAACUAUUGGCCCAUUCGUCCGCAAGCUAGAGGUCCAUUUGAUAAUCAACACGUCGAUCUCCUCAGUUCAGGGCAUGCUCACGUCAGAUCUGGACUGGCGGUAUCUUCUACGCCCAAAUGAAGGAGUGAUGCCCGAACCCAAGCGGAUGAAGCAUGAAUCAUUUAACAAUGCUUGGACGCCACAAACCACUCGGUGGCAAGAUUGCCUACCCAACUUACUCGACUUAAAAAUAGUGUUGACCGUCAAAGCAUCGAUUCGUCUGCUCGAGAAGUGUACUUGCAUGACACUUCAUGGCAACGGAGGCAUGCGCACUAACCCUCCACUUGCUGCUGAUUUCCCAGAACGCCUGAAGCAUACACAUAUUCCCAUUCGCGCGAAAAAGGUUGAGGUUAUCGUUGAGGGUAUGGACUGCGACGACUGGAACGUAGAGCACCAGCAGAGUGAAUUUGGUAGUCGCUGUGCUGACAUCGUCGCUAAUACGAUUCGAAGCAAGAUCCAGCAAUUUGACUAGCUGUUUUGCUUGAGACCUAAUGCCGAGCAUUCUUUUGAAAGUUAGAGUUGCGCAAGACUUCGCGGUCUGACUCUCCCUUACGUCAAGUCGUCCUCAAGCGAACCCUUACUGUCGUUACACAGAAAAGAGGACAUUAGGAAAACUACAAGGACAAAAACGCUGU
Messenger RNA from Dothidotthia symphoricarpi CBS 119687, 983 nucleotides. RefSeq lists its product as uncharacterized. The record is from RefSeq and is a predicted model, not a curated record. The transcript has a single exon. NCBI's taxonomy places the organism in Eukaryota, Fungi, Ascomycota, Dothideomycetes, Pleosporales, Dothidotthiaceae. Bases 47 to 820 code for a protein of 257 amino acids.